AUGGUCAAGUCAUUUUCCAAGUCGAAGCGUACACCCGUGCGACUGCGGCAUAAAAUCGAGAAGGCUAGUGCCGCAAAGCAGAGGAAACUGAGAAAAGAAUCCAAAAAGAAUCCGCAAUGGAAGUCUCGCUUAAAGAAGGAUCCUGGCAUUCCCAACUUGUUUCCCUUCAAGGAGAAGAUCCUUGAAGAGAUUGAGGAGAAAAAGAGGCAAAAGGCGGAGAACGCGCAGAGACUGAGGGAUGCCGCGAAGGAGAAGAAAAGAGCAGAGAAGGGUGCCACGGCCGAUGAGCCCACCGACGACGAUUUAAUGGAGGAAGACGACGAAGACGACAUGCUCGACGAAGAAAUGGAUGAUGCGGCGGCGGGUGACGGUGCAAAUCCUUUGGCUGCUUUGGUGGCCUCGGCCCAAGCAAGGGCAGCCGAGUUCGACCAGGGCGCGCUCGAAGGCGAUGUCUCCGAUUAUGAUGAGGACCAAGACGACGACGGCGUUCGAGUUUCGGAGACCAUGGCAGUCAAUAACAAAAACCCCGACUCUUCACGGAAGGCUUUCGACAAGAUCUUCAAGCAAGUCCUGGAUGCCGCAGAUGUGAUAUUAUACGUCUUAGAUGCUCGAGACCCCGAAGGCACUCGAUCGCGAGAAGUCGAACGGCAGGUCAUGUCCGCCGAGGGUGGCUCCAAGCGACUGAUCCUCGUGCUGAACAAGAUUGACCUGGUGCCGCCGCCAGUGUUGAAGGGCUGGUUGACCCACUUACGACGAUAUUUCCCCACGAUCCCCCUGCGAGCAUCGACACCUGCAUCCAAUGCGCAGACAUUCGACCACAAGCAGCUCACGCUCAAAGCCACCUCGGAGACCUUGCUCCGCGCUUUGAAGUCAUACGCGGCCUCGAAGCAGCUGAAGCGGUCUGUUUCCGUCGGAGUCAUCGGGUACCCCAAUGUUGGCAAAUCGUCCGUCAUCAACGCUUUGACGUCCCGGUUGAACAAGGGCACGCAGAGUUUCGCUUGUCCUGUCGGUUCGGAGGCUGGUGUGACCACGAGUCUACGAGAAGUCAAGGUGGACAGCAAAUUGAAGAUCCUGGAUUCGCCUGGUAUCGUCUUCCCAUCGACCGUGGACGGUGAGAACAAGCAGGACCGUGAACGACGAAAAGCAGAACACGAAGCACGACUCAUUCUCUUGAACGCCCUUCCACCCCGGCAGAUUUCAGAUCCCAUGCCUGCAGUGAACCUUCUCAUGUCCCGACUCUCUACUUCUGAGGCGCUGUACGAAAAGCUACUCAGCCACUACGGCAUCGUUGCUUUGGGUCCGUUUGCGCAAGGUGACACCAUCACCGAUUUCUUGGUGCAGGUGGCACGGAAGCGAGGCAGGCUGGGUCGAGGCGGUGUCCCGAACCUGAAUGCGGCAGCCAUGACGGUGAUCACGGAUUGGAGGGACGGCAGAAUCCAAGGCUGGGUUGAUCCGCCUGUCCUCAAGGUCGCAGAGGAUGCGGACAUGGUCGAGGAUGAAGACGGAGCCAACGGCAAGGCUCGGGCUCUUGGGGCCGAUCGAAAGGAGAUUGUCAAGGAAUGGGCGGCCGAGUUCAAGCUGGAGGGACUCUGGGGCGACUCGGGCGAUGCGCCAGGGGACAAAGCUGGGAACGAUGCAAUGCAAAUAGAGUCAUGA
This is a messenger RNA of Capronia coronata CBS 617.96, 1656 nucleotides long. RefSeq lists its product as uncharacterized. Gene Ontology annotation, cellular component: nucleolus. Gene Ontology annotation, molecular function: GTP binding. Lineage: Eukaryota; Fungi; Ascomycota; Eurotiomycetes; Chaetothyriales; Herpotrichiellaceae. The record is from RefSeq and is a predicted model, not a curated record. The transcript is spliced from 3 exons. Bases 1 to 1656 code for a protein of 551 amino acids.